Rotaria sordida is the source of this 1143-nucleotide messenger RNA. Lineage: Eukaryota; Metazoa; Rotifera; Eurotatoria; Philodinida; Philodinidae. The record is from the annotation of a GenBank genome assembly.
AUGCAUAUUAAAAUUAACAAUUAUCGUAAGAAAAAAACACUUCAUCGAAGGUACCGUCAUGUUUCAGGACUAGCUCAAUCAGAAUUAGUACUUCAUAAUAAUCCAGUUCUUCCACUCAUUGAUUUUUCAGCAUUUGUAAGUAAAGAUGAAACAAAUCAUUAUCCUCGUAAUAUAAUUGAGAAAUUAGCAAAUGCUUGUGAACAUGUUGGAUUCUUUUAUGCUAUUGGUCAUGGAAUAUCGAAUGAAUUACUUCUUCGAACAUUAUCUGUAACACGUCAAUUAUUUGAUCUUGAUUUGAAAAUCAAAAAUCAAUAUGCUUCUCGUUUAUUUGUUAAUUCAUCAAAUAUUAAUUAUCAAUCUGGUGGUUUAAGUCGUGGUUAUCAAAGUAUUGGUGAAAAUGUUACAAAUUCAAGACGUGAUCGUCAUGAAGGUUUUGAUCUUUAUCGUGAAUUGGAUUCCAAUCAUCCACUUCGUUUACAAUUCAAUGAAAAAAAUUUAACAAAUAAAACUUUACCUGAUUAUCGUGAAAUGGCAAUAGGAUGGAAUCUAUGGCCUAAAGAAUUACCAUUAUUUAAAGAAACUAUAACUGAAUAUACAACAGCAAUGUUACAAGCUGGUGCACGAGUUAUGCGUGCUAUUGCUCUUUCAUUAAAUUUACCAUUAAAUUAUUUUGAAUCAACAUUUAAUGAUUCAUUUUGGGUUAUUCGAUGUAUUCGUUAUCCACCUGUAUCUCAAAAUAAAAUUCAAUCACCAGAAUAUGGUGAAGGUUGUGGUGAACAUUCAGAUUAUGGUUGGUUAACAUUUGUUAAUCAAGAUCUUGAUUCACAUAAUUGUCUUCAUGUUCGUACAAAUGAUAGAUCAAAAGCAACAUAUAUAUCAGCUGAUCCAAUUGUUGUUGAAGAACAAAUUGCUUUAACAUGUAAUAUUGGUGAUAUAAUUGCAUUUAUUACUAAGAAUAAAUAUCGUUCAACACGUCAUUGUGUUGUUAGUCCUGUUAAACCAGCUCGAUCACGUAUUUCAACUCCAUUCUUUUUUGAACCAAAUCUUGAUGUUAAAUUACGUAUUAAUGAAACAUCUCCUGAGUGUUAUUAUGGAGAAUAUUUAAUAAAUAAAAUAUGUAUAUUAAACUAUCUAUCUAAUUAA